AGCAUUCAGUCCGCUCCAGUCGAUCCAUAGUGUUAGAUCGCUUUAGGAAGCCCGUCGUACCCGCACAACGCGUCAGGGUUGAUGGGGUUUGAGGCAGAAUAAAUUCGCCUUAUUUUAAUUUUGAAUUCGUUUCGUUUUUCCUAUUCCGUUCGUUAUGUAGUUUAACGAAAAGUAAAAAAUAACCAAAUAAAUUAAAUAAAAGAAUAUUUAAUAAACGAUAAAUAAAUACGUGGACUCUAGUUUUUUAUACUUUAAUAUUACUUCGAACUGAACUAAGUUGCAACGUUUAUAAAGCAGUUGACUGUAUAAUUAAAAAGUUGGAUAAAGUGAGAAAGGAGCGCGUGCAUUGAGCGUUGGGCAUGAUGGAGCCCAACUGGAAGCGGCUUAUUUUUGCCGCUACGAUAGCAGGAGCGUUACUAGGCGCAAAUGCGCAAUUUUGGAAAAAUAGCGAAACUGGCGCAAUUUCUAGUUCGCUAAAACAUUAUAGAGAGGAACCAACACCACCACGUUCACCGAUUGAUGAUAGUUAUGCGAUAAUAGAUACCGUAGGUACAAAUAGAAAUGGACCGCCAAGAAAUUGUACAUCCGGCACAGUGGGUUGUAUACCGAAAUGUUUUGCUGAAAAGGGUAAUAGAGGUUUUCCUGGUGAAGCGGGUCCACCCGGACCUAAAGGUGUGGCUGGAUAUGGAGGUCCUGAAGGUCCACCUGGCGAUAAAGGACAAAAAGGCGAUCCCGGUCCGAUAGGUCCACGUGGUUACAAGGGUGAACGUGGUAUACCCGGUACGCAUGGCAUGCCUGGUAAACCUGGUGUACAGGGCUUUUCUGGAAACUCCGGUGCUCCUGGUGCUCCUGGUAAAGAUGGUUGCAAUGGUGAAGAUGGACUUACUGGUCUGCCAGGUCUUAGCGGCAUGCCUGGUCCACGCGGUUAUCCAGGUCAGCCGGGUGUUAAAGGUGAGAAAGGUGAACCAGCAAAAGAAAAUGGCGAUUAUGCUAAAGGUGAAAAGGGAGAACCUGGUUUUGCUGGUCGUUCGGGCAAUCCUGGUCCGGAGGGUCCGCAAGGGCCAAAGGGUGAUCUUGGUGAUACUGGUCCAUAUGGCUCACCAGGUCCACGGGGUGAUCGAGGUAUAAAAGGUGAUAAAGGUGCGCCAUGUUUUGCACCACCACAACCAGGUAAAAAGGGUGAUAAGGGUGAAAAGGGUGAACCAGCCUCACUGAAACCUUCAACUGGGGGACCUCCACAAAUUAUGGGUGAAAAGGGUGAGAGAGGUGAAAAAGGUGAACCAGGUUUGGCUGGCAAGAAAGGUGAAACCGGAUUAAAAGGAGAAAAUGGGCGUGACGGUGUAAAAGGUGAAAAGGGCUUACCUGGUGGUCCUGGUGAUAGAGGACGACAAGGAAAUUUCGGUCCACCGGGUCCAACAGGACAGAAAGGUGAUCGUGGUGAGACUGGCUUAAACGGUUUGGCUGGCAAACCUGGUCAAAAAGGCGAACCCGGCCGUCCUGGAGAGCGUGGUGAACGUGGAUUGCUCGGUCCUCCAGGUCCACCUGGUGGUGGCCGAGGUUCUCCAGGUGCACCUGGUCCGAAAGGUCCCCGAGGAUAUACUGGUGCCCCUGGUCCUAAAGGUUUAGACGGUGUUGAUGGUCCUCCUGGUCCGCAAGGUUACCCUGGUCCCAAAGGUGGUCUAGGUUUGGCUGGUCGUCCUGGUCUUGAAGGCCCUGCUGGAGAAAAAGGUGAAAAGGGAAAUGCAGGUCGAACAGGACCAGCAGGUCCCAUUGGUCCUUUAGGUCAUACUGGUCCACCAGGACCAGAAGGUCAGAAAGGUGAACCCGGAUUCCCUGGUACUGGUGUAAUGGGUCCCAAAGGUGAUGACGGUACUCCCGGUAUUCCCGGUCUUAAAGGUCAAAAGGGCGAACGAGGCUUCAAAGGAAAUGCUGGUGCGCCAGGUGAUUCGAAAUAUGGACGGCCUGGAUCUCCAGGUCGUGCUGGAGCGCCUGGUCAAAAAGGUGACCAAGGACGGCCUGGUAAUCCCGGAGUGAAAGGAGACAUGGGUCCAAAAGGAGAUGUCGGUGGUAAAUGCUCACAAUGUCCUGCUGGUUUUAAAGGAGAUAAAGGCGAUCACGGGUUAGAUGGUAUUCCUGGUGAACCCGGCGUGCGUGGUCCUCCUGGUGCUACAGGUGCUCCGGGAGAGCGCGGUGCUGAUGGAAUUGCUGGUAAGGAUGGACCACCUGGUGAAAAAGGUGAAGAUGGCAGAGAUGGUCUACCUGGUCCGGAUGGCCCUGCCGGCAAAGAUGCAAUAGUCGACUUAAGUCUUGUAAAGGGAGAGAAAGGAGAAAAGGGUGGAAGAGGUUUCCCUGGCCCAGCCGGAUUAAAGGGUGAACCAGGUUAUGCGGGUUUACCUGGAAUAGCUGGUGCCAAAGGAGAAAUCGGCGCUAAGGGUGAUAAAGGCUAUGCUGGGCAACCGGGUACAGAUGGUACUCCUGGUAAUCCCGGUCGCGAUGGAACUGACGGUUUUCCCGGUAUAGAUAUUAAAGGCGAACCAGGUCGUCCGGGUCGUGAUGGAAUUAAAGGUGAUAAGGGAACUGGAGGCCGCCCUGGAACAAAAGGUGACCCAGGAACUUGUGACGCUGCGAAUUUAACUGUACCAGCUAAAGGCAACAAAGGUGACCGGGGUGCACCAGGAAUGCCAGGUCCAAUGGGAGCUAUGGGCGAAAAAGGAAAUAAAGGAGAUGAAGGAUGGAAAGGUGAUAGAGGUCCACAAGGUCCGGUAGGUCCUGUAGGUCCACGUGGUUUGACUGGUCCUCGCGGUGAAAGAGGUAACCCUGGUGCUAUGGGUGCCCCAGGAAACCCAGGUAAAGAUGGACCAAGAGGGCCUCCAGGACGAGCUGGGGAGCGAGGACAAAAAGGUGAACAAGGUAUAGCUAUAGCUGGACCAUCUGGUCCACCAGGACGUGAUGGACCCUCUGGGGAUAAGGGAGAUCGAGGUGUUCCUGGUCCAAUUGGGCCAAGAGGUGUGGAUGGAGCGAUUGGUUAUCCUGGUGAUAAAGGUGAUGCGGGUUUGCCUGGACAGAAUGGAGAGACAGGACCUGUUGGUCCAAAGGGUGAUACUGGACCACUUGGACCAUCUGGACCUCCUGGACCCCCAGGAAAACCUGGCGUAGAUGGAGUUCAAGGUCGUGAUGGUGCUAAAGGUGAACCUGGCAAACCCGGUUAUGUUGGUAUGCCUGGAACUAAGGGUGAACGCGGUGCACCCGGUAAUGAUGGACCUAAAGGGUUUACAGGUCCUCCAGGAACUCCAGGAAAACGAGGUUCUCCUGGUCCAGAGGGCAUGCCAGGUAUAAAGGGAGACAAGGGCGAAGUUGGUUUAUCUGGUAAUGAUGGUGCAACGGGACCUAGAGGACCACCAGGGCCACCUGGUUUAAUGGGAUCUAAGGGAGAUAUUGGUCCACAAGGACCUCCUGGAACUGAUGGUCGUCCUGGAUUCGAUGGAGAAAAAGGUUCCAAAGGUGAGGCUGGUUUCGAUGGCCCUCAGGGAUUACCUGGUGAUGCGUCAGAAAAAGGACAAAAGGGAGAACCUGGCUUAUCUGGAUUGCGCGGCGAAGAAGGCCGUCCUGGUGCCCCCGGAAUUCGCGGCGAGAAAGGCUACCCCGGUAUACCCAUUCACGGAAUACCUGGGGCGAAGGGUGACAAAGGUGACCGUGGUCUCGAUGGUAUCGAUGGGCUCAAUGGUGAGCCUGGUGAAAAGGGCAAUAGUGGCUUCCCUGGCUUAAAUGGACUUAAAGGUGAUAAAGGUGAAAUGGGAUUAUCAGGAGCCCCAGGAGCUCCUGGUUUGGAAGGAAGACCUGGUGAGGCGGGUGCACCUGGUCCAGUUGGCUAUACUGGCGCAAAAGGCGACAAGGGAGAUGUAGGUCUCAUAGGUCUUGAAGGUGUUAAAGGUGAUAAAGGAGCUACUGGUUACCGUGGUCCAACUGGAGCCCCUGGUCUAAAGGGUGAAAGAGGUUUACCAGGACAAAGUGGACGUGAUGCACAACCAAUUACUAUUAAAGGUGAUAAAGGUGAAACGGGUGAAUUCGGAGUUGAAGGCUUGCAAGGCCCAAUGGGUCCGAAAGGUAACCAAGGUUUACCCGGCUUAAACGGACCAAAGGGAGAACGUGGCUUACCUGGUGCAGUGGGUAUGCCUGGUUUGAAUGGCGCUCCAGGUUUAAAAGGUGACCAAGGUCCUGUUGGAGAACCUGGUGCACCGGGGCCAGCAAUCAAAGGAGAAAAGGGUCUGCUUGGAAGAUCUGGAAGAAACGGACGCGAAGGCGCUUCUGGUGCACCUGGUCAGAAGGGUGAAAAGGGUUUACCUGGUCUCGCCGGUGUACCUGGUUUAAUUGGUUUACCCGGACCGAUGGGUCCAGCUGGACCUAAAGGAGAUCGAGGAAUCAUGGGACAGCCUGGUCGUGAUGGUGCUGAUGGCUUACCUGGCCAAAAUGGUCAAAAAGGUGACAUGGGCUUCCCCGGUCCAAAGGGCGAACGUGGAUUAGCUGGUUUUGAAGGACAAAAGGGAGAGAAAGGUGAACGAGGUAUGCAGGGUUCGCCAGGCUUAGAGGGUCGUAGUGGAAUGAAAGGUGAUCGCGGAUUCCCAGGAUUAGAAGGAGCACCUGGACCAGUCGGAGCACCUGGUGAAAAAGGUUUUACCGGACCUAAAGGUCGGGAUGGGCGUGAUGGUUUGCCUGGAGCACCUGGUCAAAAGGGCGAACCAGGUUUAGUACCACCACCUGGUCCUAAAGGCGAACCUGGUCAUCCCGGAUAUGACGGACAAAAAGGAGAGCGGGGUCCACCAGGUCCACGUGGUGUUUCCGGUCUACAGGGUGAGCGCGGCGAGAAAGGUGAUAUCGGUAUGACCGGACUGGUUGGUCAAAUCGGACGACCUGGACCAAAAGGUGAUAGAGGUAUGCCUGGUAUACAAGGACGUGAAGGAGCUCCUGGACAACCUGGACCUCAAGGUGAAGCCGGUGCGGCAUGCACAGCAGCUCAAGAUUAUCUGACUGGCAUAUUGCUUGUUAAACACAGCCAAUCGGAAGAGAUACCACGUUGUCCCAGCGGCCAAGUUGAACUAUGGACCGGUUACUCAAUGUUAUAUGUAGAUGGCAACGAUUAUGCGCACAAUCAAGAUCUCGGCUCAGCCGGUUCCUGCGUGCGCCGCUUCUCAACACUGCCAGUAAUGUCGUGUGGACAAAACAAUGUUUGCAAUUACGCUUCGAGAAACGAUAAGACGUUCUGGCUUUCAACAUCCGCACCCAUUCCAAUGAUGCCCAUACAGAAUAACGAGAUCAGCAAUUAUAUAUCGCGUUGCGUAGUCUGCGAGGCACCUGCAAAUGUUAUCGCUGUACAUAGCCAAUCUCUAACCAUUCCCGAUUGCCCCUACGGAUGGGAAAGCCUAUGGAUAGGCUACAGUUUUGUAAUGCAUACCGCUGUGGGUAAUGGCGGCGGUGGUCAAGCACUAGCAUCGCCCGGUUCAUGUUUGGAAGAUUUCCGUGCCACACCGUUCAUUGAAUGUAAUGGUGCCAAAGGUCACUGCCAUUUCUAUGAAACCAUGACCAGCUUCUGGUUGGUCACAGUUGAGAACAACGAACAGUUCCAACGUCCCGCAAUGCAAACGCUCAAGGCUGGCAAUUUGCUGCAACGAGUAUCGAGAUGUACAGUUUGUAUAAAAAAUUCAACAUAAGCAGCAGUUCUUAAUCUUGUUCUUUCCAAAAAGCUAUAUACCAUUAUAUAACUAAAGUAAAUUUUAUUGAGUAACUUUAUAAAAUUCUACGCUCAAAAAACGACGAAAUUCAAUGAAAUUCAUAUUUUUAAAAAUCGAAAACAAUCCAAAAACAAAAACAUUGUUGGUAACAAAUUGCUAUGAAUUCCUUAAAAUACCAAAAAAAAAACCUAGACAACGAGUGCUAGAAAAUGUUCAUGUUGUCUUCAAUGUGACGGCAACAUUUUAGUUUCUAGCGAAUAUAAUUUGUAAUCGAAAAGUACUUGCCCAAGUGUUAAUCUUAAUGUUUAUAAAAACAAAAAACAAAAACCAAAAUAAAAACAAAAAUUCUGCCAUUGCCACUAAACUAUGAAGAUACAAAAGUUGAAAGCUUCUUGUUUUUUAAUUGUAAUAUUAGCAUGUAAAAUAUAAGCGAAUGAGAAAAAAUUAAACAUAACUAAAUAUGUAAUAUGUGUAGUAGCCAUCUAAUAAACUGUAUAUUUGUAUGAAAAAAAUAAUAAAACGAAACACAAAUACCGAA
Zeugodacus cucurbitae (melon fly) is the source of this 6264-nucleotide messenger RNA. RefSeq names its product collagen alpha-1(IV) chain (gene Col4a1). The record is from RefSeq and is a predicted model, not a curated record. Gene Ontology annotation, molecular function: extracellular matrix structural constituent. Lineage: Eukaryota; Metazoa; Arthropoda; Insecta; Diptera; Tephritidae. Gene Ontology annotation, cellular component: collagen trimer. The coding region runs from base 360 to 5705 and encodes 1781 amino acids. The transcript has 9 exons.